This is a messenger RNA of Triticum dicoccoides, 3632 nucleotides long. RefSeq names its product scarecrow-like protein 21. Gene Ontology annotation, biological process: protein phosphorylation. Bases 412 to 3447 code for a protein of 1011 amino acids. The transcript has 14 exons. Lineage: Eukaryota; Viridiplantae; Streptophyta; Magnoliopsida; Poales; Poaceae. The record is from RefSeq and is a predicted model, not a curated record. Gene Ontology annotation, molecular function: protein kinase activity; ATP binding.
UGCGCGUUCUACAGAAACAAUACUAUAUUACUCCUAGUUUAUAGUACAAUGACUGCCAUCUUGACAACUCUUUUGCCAAAAAGCAAAUCUUGAGCAAUUCCCCAGUUUUCUACUGAGUUCAUCCGCUAUAUUCUGGUCGAUCCCUUCCUGGAUGUGGAUGUGAUACUCGGCUACGGUUCAGGGCGCGGCGUCACCGGUCUCUCCGGUCACCGCCGCCUCCGCCAGCAAGCACCAGGCCUGGACGCCUUCGUGGACUCCAAUCUUCUGCCGGCCAGCAGCAGGCACCGCCGCCUCAACUGAGCUCCUCCUCCCUCCCCAACGCCCCCGCCCCCACCACUCGUCGGCCUCCAAGCAGCUUUUGCUAAAGAGGAAAAAGCUACCAAGAUCCCCACUCUCCAGGCCCUACUCAGCAUGGGCGAUGCAAGUUCAGACUCAACGGCUGUGCCGCUCGAUUUAUUACUACAAAUCACAGAUGGUUUCUCCGAGAAGCGGAAACUUGGUGGUGGUUCAUUUGGAGAGGUUUACUUGGGUGUGCAUCCAGACGGGCAAACGAUUGCCGUGAAGAAGAUCUAUGAUAUGCCAGGAGUUGACGAGGAGCAAUUUCAGAAUGAGUUUAAGAACCUUGCAAGGCUGCAGCACCGAAAUAUUGUGCGGUUAGUUGGCUAUUGCCACCAUAUUGAGGAAGUACCAGCAAUGUAUGAAGGAAAAUUGGUUCUUGCGGAAAAAAUACAUAGGGCGCUCUGCUUGGAGUAUAUGUCUAAUGGAAGCCUUGAAAAAUAUAUUUCUGAUGAAUGUGAUAAAUAUGAUUGGCACACUGGCUACGGAAUAAUUAAGGGGAUUUGCCAGGGUUUGAAAUACCUCCACACUAAAUUAGAGCCACCUAUUUAUCAUUUGGAUUUAAAGCCAGCCAACAUAUUGCUGGAUGAGAACAUGGUUCCCAGAAUUGCAGAUUUUGGGAUAUCAAGGCUGUUUGGAGAUGAACGAACGCGAGCUACAAAAAGUACUUUAGGAACACAAGGGUACUUACCACCGGAAUACAUACGCAACUAUUUAAUCUCAAGUAAAUUUGACAUAUUCAGCCUGGGUGUUGUAAUCAUAAAGAUAAUGGCAGGACGGGCGGGCUACUACAAAAGCGCUGAAAUGUCUUCCCACGAAUUCAUUAAUGUUGUACAGGAAAAUUGGACAAAUAGGCCACAUGAAACAUCGAGUCUGAUGAAGGCAUAUUCCAAGCAAGUAAAGAUAUGUAUUGAAAUAGGUUUGAGUUGUGUGCAGGAGGAUCGACACAAAAGGCCCACUGUACAGAAUAUUGUUGAUAGACUGAAUGAGACAGAAACUGAGUGUACCUGUGUGUAUAAGAAAUUUGAGGUGCAGGAGAACUCAGGGGGGCUCACCCCUAAUUAUUUCAUGAAUAAUGGCCGCUCUGUCAGUGAAGUGCCUCUGAACAAUGAUGCAGGCCCUUCCAUACAAGCUAGAACGGCAUGGCAAUAUCCUACAGACAUGACUGCACAACAAGAACUUGGCGAACGACAAGCAGCUUCGCUUCCUAAUGGAAUUUAUGAGCCUCCUAGGCAGAUAAUGGUAGGUUUUCCUGAAUCUGGAGGCACCACUACAGUUGAAAGACAGGAUCUUGCGGUCAAAGUUCAAGAAGCAAUCACUGAUCCUUUUGUCGUCAAAGACCACCGAAGCGCAUUAAAUGGAAAGAGGUAUCCUCCAUCUAAAGAAGAAGCGGUACAUCGUUUGGAGAACAUUUCUCUAAAGGGGAAGCAUUGCAAUGACCUAGCUGAUAAAAAUAUUACUACAGUGAAGCGCUUGAUGCGUCAUUAUCACAGAGAUAAAUCUGGGCUCCAAAAGGUUCCAGCGGAUGAGAUGAUCACACGUGCAAUUCUAACUGACGAGCAGAGUGAUAACUUCUCGACAAUUGAUUCUCUUGGCAAUUGUCUAACAGGACAUGGUCAGCACGAUGCUUCUGUGAUGCAGGCAAAUAUCUUAAAUGAUCAGGGAUCACUUUUAGCACAGCCAACUCCGUUCCACAAUUUUUUACCGGUUCCAGCGGAUGAGAUGAUCACACGUGCAAGUCUAACUGACGAACAGACGGAAUACUUCUCAACAACUGAUUCUCUUGGCAAUUUUCUAACAGGACAUGGUCAGCCCGAUGCUUCUAUGACACAGACAAAUAUCUUAAAUGAUCUGGUAUCACUUUCAGCACAGCCAACUCCGUUGCACAAUUUUCUAUCAGUUCCAGCGGAUGAGAUGAUCCCACGUGCAAGUCUAACUGACGAACAGACUGAAUACUUCUCGACAACUGAUUCUCUUGGAAUUAAUACAGGAGAUUUGAAGCAGGUGAUCAUAGCAUGUGGUAAGGCUGCUGCAGGGAAUGGUAUAUAUGAGACAGAAGUACUGAUAUCUGAGCUACGUCAGCUGGUGUCUAUCUCUGGAGAUCCAAUGCAGCGCCUAGGAGCAUAUAUGUUGCAAGGCCUUGUUGCCAGACUUUCUUCCUCUGGAAGUAAGCUGUAUAAAUCCUUGAAGUGCAAAGAACCUACAAACUCCGAGCUCAUGUCUUACAUGCAUCACCUUUGUGAGAUGUGCCCAUCCUACAAGUUUGGUUACAUGUCAGCCAAUGGUGCCAUAGCAGAGGCUAUCAAAGGCCAGAACUUCGUUCACAUCAUCGAUUUCCAAAUCGCACAGGGGAGCCAGUGGAUAACUAUCAUUCAGGCUCUUGCAGCGAGGCCCCGGGGUCCACCAUGCCUAAGAAUCACUGCUAUAGAUGACUCAAACUCUGCUUAUGCCCGAGGUGGUGGACUGGACAUGGUUGGGACAAGAUUGCAUAGUGUCUCUGCGUCGUGUGGCAUGCCCUUUGAGUUCAAUGCAGUUCAUGCUGUUAGCCAUGAGGUUUAUCUUGAGCAUCUUGAUAUAAGGCCCGGGGAGGUUAUUGUAGUGAAUUUCGCCUAUGAGCUGCAUCAUAGUCCUGAUGAAAGCUUGAGCGUGGAAAAUCAUCGGGACAGGAUUAUAAGAAUGAUCAAGAGCCUAUCUCCCAUGGUGGUGACUCUUGUUGAGCAGGAGUCGAAUACAAACACAACUCAAUUCUUCCCAAGAUACAUGGAGACCCUCGACUACUACACAGCAAUGUUUGAGUCAAUAGAUGUUGCUCUCCCAAGGGAUGCCAAGAUACGGGUUAACACAGAGCAGCACUGUCUUGGAAGGGAUAUCAUCAGUUUAAUCGCGUGUGAGGGUGCUGAAAGGGUUGAGAGGCAUGAGGUGUUUGGAACAUGGAAGGCAAGGUUUGCAAUGGCUGGAUUUAGGCCGUACCCGCUGAGUUCGGUGGUGAACAACACCAUCAAAACACUGCUGGAUGGCUACGACAGUUGCUACAGGCUUGAGGAGAGAGACGGAGUCCUUUACCUUGGUUGGAAAAAUAGAGUAUUGGUCGUGUCUUCCGCAUGGUGCUGACAUGUCUUGAGAAGGUCAUGUAUGUGCACUGUUUUUAUCGUUGAUGAAACUUAAUGCUUCAGUGAUUUGUGUUACGUUGAUCCAUGAUAUUGUCACUAUUUUCUAGAUCAUGUGGUACUUCUUUUCUGGCGGGUGAGAGAUGCAUAUAUGUCUUCCAGAUUUAUGCAAUAUGCAACUUUAAACCA